UUGACGGACAGCAUCGGUGUUCGUGUGUGUUUGAAUCAGUGGACUCUGUAGAAGUCAGUGGAAGCAGAGUCGAGGACUUUGUUAAUGAAGAGUUAGACAAGUUUCACGGUUUAAUGGCAGUAACGUUGGAUUUAGCUGUGCACCUGUGGAGAUGAUACAGUAAUUUCAGUGAACAACUGUGAUGGCUGACCUCCCGUCUGGACUGCUGGAGGCAUGUGUUGUGAUUGGGGCCCCCAUUGAUAAACUUCGAGACCUUCAUCAGAAUCAUCAGCAGACAAAGUUAAACGAUCACAGCUCGCUAGAAGCGGAGGUACUGCACGUCCACGCACCCCCCUUUGUUACCAAGGAGACCAACUCUAGCCAGGCGAUUGGUCCGGCCUUCAGCCGUGUCCAGAGGAGGAAGAGCUUUAUUAAGAAGAAGAGGCGAGAUCGUGCUCCAGAGCCUUCAUUAAAUGGAGACACAGCCAGUCGUGCAGAAGUGUCGACAGCAACAGAGGACAUCAGUGUUCCAAAGGACCUGGACCUCAUUGCUUUGCCCCAGCUAUGUUUCCCUGGUGGUCUUCAGUUAGCCACUGAGCAGAGGGAAGACAGUUAUCACUUCCUGGUUUUUACCGACUUGUUUGGGAACCGGACCCAUGCCGUUGUUGUGCAGUAUUACAGAGCAGUGCAGUCCUGUCAUGAAGGCGUUGUCCAUAACGGCCACAGAUGGAAUUCAUCAAAAGCUCGUCUCUACGCGCCCUUUGCUGUGUGUGUCAUCUCCAAGUUCCCCUAUUACAAUGCUCUAAGAGACUGCUUGUCAUGUCUCCUGGUCCAGUUACGGCCUGCAAGACAAACAGACUUUGAGGAAACUAUCAAGGAGUUUUCCGCCAAACUCUCACUGGUCCCUUUACCGCCUCCUGGACAGCUACAUGUGUCCUUCAGUCUCCGUCCUCUCCACGUGGUUCUUCCGUCCAGAGACGAUCAGGACAGUCCAGUGAUCGACAUCGACCUGCAUCUGCCUUUCCUCUGUUUCACACAUGCAGCUCUCCUCCAGGUGCUCUCCUGCCUUCUCCAAGAACAGAGACUGGUCUUCUUCUCGUCGGACUGGGCUCGACUCACUCUGGUUGCAGAGUGUAUUCUGUUGUACCUGCAGCCUCUAUCCUGGCAGCACCCGUACGUCCCCGUCUUAGCCAGAGGAAUGUUGGACUUCCUCAUGGCUCCCACUGCUUUCCUGAUGGGCUGCCACAUCAAUCACUUUGAAGAAGUUGCUGCCGAGACAGAAGAUCUUAUCUUGGUGAAUGUUGAUGAUGGCAGCAUUCAGUCGUCCUGGUCUGAAUCCAUUGACCUGCCGUAUAUUCCUCAGGCUGCAGCCGAGUGCUUUAUGUCAAGAGCCGAGGCUCUUCAGCUUCAUUAUGACCUGGAACUGUGUCACCUCGGAGCGGGCACUGAUGUCAACACCCUGCGGUGCCAACGCCGGGACUGGCAGAGACGACUGAACACACAGAUACAAAACAUUGCCCUGGAGCUGGUGGUCAACAUUUUCAGAGGCGUGCAGGACUUUUUGAACCAUGAACACAGAGUUUUUAACAGUGAGGAGUUUCUGAGGACCAGGGAGCCAGCAGACCAGGGCUUUUACAAGAAGGUAUUAGACACUCAUAUCUUCCACUCAUUCCUGCGAGACAGGCUGAACAGGAAACAGGACACCUUCAGUCGCAUGGAGCAGAAAACACGUAACAAUGCACCCAGGAAUCGAGCAAUGACCGAGUCUCCUCGUCGUCCUCCCAUGUCUGAACUGUCCAGAAGUGGCUACAACAGCUACACUAACCCCAGUGACAGACUGAGUAAGAGGCUCGGAGCCAGUCUGCCUAACCUGGAGCAGUCUGCUAACGACACUGUGACCGGCAUCAGCUGCAGCCGGCCAGCCUCCCUCAGAAAGAUGACUCCUGAUAUUGGGUUGAAGUUCCUCCAGAAGACAGUGAAGGUUUUCCGUCUCCCAGAGUUCCCCCCUCCUCUGGCUUAUCAUUAUGUACAGAACUAUUAUUCCGACAUGGUGGCUUCACUGGGGAAGGCUAUUAGUGCUACACCACCUGAGGAGUCUGCUCUCCUGGCGAGGUAUCACUACCUGCGUGGUUUGGUGAACACUGUGUCCAACAAGCGUCUGGAUGCAUUGGAGGAUUUCCAGAGUCUCUAUAAGACAGACUCGGAUAUCUUUCCCUCUCAGAUGGUGAAGUCACUGGUUGACUCUAUGCCAGAAAGUGAACGCUUACAGGCAGACAGACGUCCGGAGCUCAAGCGUCUCAUCAGCCGAGUAAAGCGGGACCAGGAGCGGGAGCGAGCGCGCCACGGAAACGGCCCAGAGGAAGGUGCCGUGAAGCGCUUCCAGCUGCCGAAGAAAUACAUGCCGCUGGAGGAGUUUGUGAAAUGUGUCCAGGAGUCUGGGAUUGUAAAAGACCAAGGGACGAUACACAGACUCUUCGAUGCUCUAACUGUUGGUCAUCAGAAGCAGGUCGGUCCAGAUUUGUUCAGAGUGUUUUACACCAUCUGGAAGGAAACUGAGGCUGAAGCACAGGAGGUGUGCUUGCCUGCGUCCGUGUUGGAGCACAUUGAACCCAGCGAAUGUGUCUUUAAGCUUUCCACUUCGGUCAAAACGAGCCGCGGUGUCGGGAAGAUCGCCAUGACCCAGCGCCGGCUCUUCCUGCUGACCGACGGGCGUCCGGGAUACGUGGAGGUGGCGCAGUACCGUGAUUUAGAGGAGGUGAAGGUGUCCUCGGCUCCGUUCCUGCUCCUGCGGAUACCGAGCCUGAAGCUACGUGUUCGCGGCAGGAAGGAGGCGUUUGAGGCCAAUCUGAAAACAGAGACUGACCUCUGGAACCUGAUGGUCAAAGAGAUGUGGGCCGGUCGCAACAUGGCUGACCAACACAAGGACCCCCAGUACAUGCAGCAGGCCCUGACCAAUGCCUUGUUAAUGGACGCAGUCGUGGGCAGCCUUCAGAACAGUAAAGCCAUCUACGCUGCCUCGAAGCUGGCUCACUUUGACCGCAUUAAGAUGGAAGUCCCGAUGAUGGUUCCCAAGACGACGGCAGAAACGCUAAAGCACAAGAUUAACCCUUCGCUGGAGCUGGCUGCCCCUCAGCCUGUGGAUGUGCUUUUAUACACACCAGGUCAGUUGUGGGUGUCUGUGAGCGGAGGGAAGGUGAUGGUAUUUGACGCUUCCAGCUGGUCCCUCACACACACCUGUCAUGUUGGGAAUGCAAGGCUGAACUGCAUGCUGGGAGUUGACAAGGAUCAGGUGUGGAUGGGCUCCGAGGACUCGGUUAUCUACAUCAUCAGCAUGGUGGCCAUGGUGUGUAACAGACAGCUGACCGAGCACAGGGCAGAAGUCACGGGACUAUCGCUGGACACAGACAAAUACAGCCAGAAGGUGGCGUACUCCUGCAGCGUAGAGGGAACCGUGAUGGUGUGGGACGUGUCGACACUUCAGGUGAAGAGGCACUUCCGUCUGUCCUGUGAUCGUCUGCUGUCUGUCCACAGCUGGGGCAGCACGCUGUGGUGCAGUUCCAGGGACAGUGUCAUGGAGGUCUGGAGGAACGGUUCUCUGAAACAUCGUCUCCAUCUGCCAGAGCAGCAGAAAGGAUCCACAGCUACAUUCAGCUCCAUACUGCUGUUACCUGAGAGGGAGCAGCUGUGGAGCGCGUGCAUAGACUCAGGAGAAGUGUGUAUUUGGCAUAUGAAAGACCAUACCAAACCGUUCCACCGUGUGACGCUGCAGGACUGCACUGGAUGUUACUGCAUGAUUAAAGUGAAAAAUCAGGUGUGGGUUGGUGGUGUUGGCCGCAGCUCUGCCAAAGGAAAGAUUUACAUCCUGGACACUGAGCGCCACCAGGUGAUGAAGGAGCUUCACGGCCACUGCGACAAGGUGACGGCGCUCUGCUCGGCAGAGGAUCGCUACGUCCUCAGCGGAGCUGGCAAACAUGACGGAAAGAUCGCCAUCUGGAAGGUGGAGUAGACGCGUAAACACCGACAGGAGGAGGACAAAAAGUAACUUUUCCUCGUUGUCAUGUGACUUGUCAAAGAAACCCCCGGUGGAGAAAAUCAAACUCACAACCUCGACCUGCCGCUGCGUCACAGAAAUAUGAAGGAAUCACAUGUCAGUCGUAUGCGUUUAGUACUAACAUGUUAGGAAUAUGAAGGAUGAAUGAAGACUGAAAAAGAAAAGUUAUUGACUUUACUGAAGUUUCUUAUUUAUAUCACAGGUAUAGCAUACAUCCUGUUACUGUGCACCUUGUUAUGAUCACACGAGUGUUCUGUGGGAACACUGUGUGACUGAGCCUCGCCUCCCACUGUGUAUGCGAGGUGAAUUCUCCAGCUCGAAAUACCUUGAAAAUAAAACUUAACUUAAAACAGAGGGAGGUCCCCCCUCAAGAGCUUAUUUUGAUGGAAGUUAUCCUUUAAAUUGAAAACAUACAGAGGGAGUGUGAUGAAAUACUGUAAAAGCAGAUACAAAUGUUGACAUGUGAUGUGAGAUGAAGCAUGUUUCAGAGAAACUCCACAAAGUCCGGCAAUAUCUGGAAUUUUUCAACAGUUAAAAACCCACACUAACCUGACAUUACCUUUCAACAGUGCUUCCAUUUUUCUUCUCCAUUUAGUAUUUUUUUAUAGUGUUUUGAACCAGUUGCCUGUGCAAAGGAAGGAUUUUUUUUUAUUAUUGCUAUUAAACUGACAGGAUGUGAUGAUCUGAACAUUCUGAACACAACACGUCCAAGUCAGUGGAUGUAAUAAAGAAUGUCAUUAUUUAUCACACAAGCCAUAAAAUGCCCCCGACAUAAUGUUCUGUAUCUAUUUAUAAUCUGUAAUUACAGUGUUAGUGUUUUGUAUAUUAUCAAAGUGAAAUUAGGCAGAGUGGUUUUUACACAUUCUGCACAUACAGUAUAUAAAAACAUGUUACAGCAUUAUAGCGUUGGAAAGAAUGUGUGAAUAUGUGUUUUUUACAUUACUAAAACAAUACUCACAUAUUUACAGUGUCUGGGAAACAUGAGUAUGUAUUUCUGUGCAAUCACUCAAUUUUUUUUUCCACUUUAGUUAUUUUUUUUCUAUGCAUUUUUUGUAAACAUGCACAAUAUAUAGUUUUAAUGUCUUUUAAGAACCAGUUUUAACCAACAGUGAACAAAUUCAAUAUAUUAUUUAAAGUAAGUCAUGGGUUUGUCUUGAUUUUCUGCCGGAUUAAGUUUCAAAUGACUUUCUAGUGAGAUUAUUCAAACUGAUACAUCUCACAAGAUAGAAAAAAUAUGCAGUAAACCUUUUUUAAUUUACAUAAUCCAUCUUUUGAAUCACAGUAUUUGUACUGUAUGACUUUAAAGAUUGUUGUGCACUUCUUUGAGUUCACCAAAAGGGGGCAUCAUUUGUUAAUUGUUAGUUUUAGUAGAAGACAGACAAUCAUAAUAUCAUUUUUUUUU
Messenger RNA from Solea solea (common sole), 5432 nucleotides. RefSeq names its product DENN/MADD domain containing 3a (gene dennd3a). Lineage: Eukaryota; Metazoa; Chordata; Actinopteri; Pleuronectiformes; Soleidae. The coding region runs from base 182 to 3985 and encodes 1267 amino acids. The record is from RefSeq and is a predicted model, not a curated record. Gene Ontology annotation, cellular component: cytoplasmic vesicle. Gene Ontology annotation, molecular function: protein binding. Gene Ontology annotation, biological process: regulation of Rab protein signal transduction. The transcript is spliced from 30 exons.